This is a messenger RNA of Ostrinia furnacalis (Asian corn borer), 848 nucleotides long. RefSeq lists its product as uncharacterized. The record is from RefSeq and is a predicted model, not a curated record. The transcript is spliced from 4 exons. Bases 114 to 812 code for a protein of 232 amino acids. NCBI's taxonomy places the organism in Eukaryota, Metazoa, Arthropoda, Insecta, Lepidoptera, Crambidae.
GUUGUCAUUCACAUCAGCAUUCUCCACAGGAACAUGUGACAAACAAAGAGAAGAAGUUCAACAUCCUCAACCAACUGUCUCGCCUGUUCGCGGGCCCCUGGGCCUCGUGCCAGAUGUGUGGUGUGUUAUUACUGCAUAUGCAGGGCCACCCCGCGCUCGCGGCGUAUACCUUCGAUUUGUUCCCGCACCGGAGCUCGCAGAAGACAACAGACGCCUCACCAGUCACUGCAGAGACCACACGACCUGAAAAAUCAACAUCAGUUCCUCAAGCGACACCAUUAGCGACCGCUGACGCUCCAGCUGACAUCGUGACGAUUCUCACCGACACCGCCGCGCCUCAAGCGGCUACGGACUACGAAGCUGACCAUUCGUCGAGUGAUGAAGAAGAUAUUGAAAUGCCUCCUGAUAGUGAAGCGCCAAUACAAACUGCCGUAGAAGACAACUUGAGUACUACCCCUUGCACUAAAGUGGAGCCGCCCUCCGAACCGGACUUCUUACCACAGAUCACGUGCAAAUCAGAACCUGAGGAUUCCGACGCCUCGGAAAGGUCAAUGAUUAUUAUGUUUGAAGACGAGACCAUCAAAUCAGAAAUCCCGGAGUGGACGAGAGACGAAGACAAACUCAUCCUUGAAAUGCUGAAAAUCAACCUCACAAAAGAAGAGAGAAAAGAUACCAACAAAACUAUUUUAGAAACCCUCGAUGAGAAGAACGUGUUAGAAGUGUUGACUGAAAGCUUAACGAAUAAGUCGUACCAAGAUGUAAAGGAAAGAAUGAUGUAUUUAUUGAAACUUCUUGUGCUAAGUGAAUCUUAGGUGGUUAUCCCGUUAUUUAUUAAACUAUUUUCUUAA